This is a messenger RNA of Aspergillus wentii DTO 134E9, 2704 nucleotides long. RefSeq names its product putative GTPase NOG1. NCBI's taxonomy places the organism in Eukaryota, Fungi, Ascomycota, Eurotiomycetes, Eurotiales, Aspergillaceae. Gene Ontology annotation, biological process: ribosomal large subunit biogenesis. Bases 258 to 2222 code for a protein of 654 amino acids. The transcript is spliced from 5 exons. The record is from RefSeq and is a predicted model, not a curated record. Gene Ontology annotation, molecular function: GTP binding; GTPase activity; RNA binding. Gene Ontology annotation, cellular component: nucleolus.
UUUCUUUAUAUAUUAGGUAUUAUUCCUAUAUCCUCAUAUCGCAUGAGAUAGAAAAUUCUUCUCGGCUGUACUGCCAAAUCAAAUCCCCCACAUUCGCUCACCGCCCGUCGACCGCCCGCGAAUAAUUUUUUUUUGCCUUUGGAGAAAAGAAAAAAAAAAAGUCGAGCGUCUAAGAAGAACAACCCACCACUACCUCUACAACCUCAAGGCAUCUCGAGAGUCGUCCCCUGUUAUCGACUCUGAAUCGGUUGCCCAUCAUGAAGACGACGUGGAAAGAUAUUGCCCCGGUGCCCACGAGCCAGGAAUUCCUGGAUAUCGUCCUUAGUCGCACUCAGAGACAGCUGCCUACGCAGAUCCGCGCCGGUUUCAAGAUCAGCCGUAUUAGAGGAUUCUACACUCGAAAGGUCAAAUACACCCAGGAAACCUUUUGCGAAAAGUUCCAGGCCAUUCUCGAUGGAUUUCCGAGAUUGCAGGAUAUUCACCCUUUUCACAAGGAUUUGAUGAACACUCUUUACGAUGCCGACCAUUUCAGAAUUGCUCUUGGUCAGGUCUCGACGGCCAAGCAUCUCAUUGAAACCGUCUCCCGCGACUAUGUCCGUCUUAUUAAAUAUGCUCAGUCAUUGUUCCAGUGUAAGCAGCUGAAGCGCGCUGGUCUCGGUCGUAUGGCCACCAUCUGCAGACGUCUCAAGGACCCUCUCGUCUACCUUGAGCAGGUCCGUCAACAUUUGGGCCGUCUUCCCGCGAUCGAUCCCAACACUCGUACUCUGUUGAUUUGCGGAUACCCCAAUGUCGGAAAGUCCAGCUUCCUGCGCAGCAUCACCCGUGCCGAUGUUGAUGUGCAGCCUUAUGCUUUCACCACCAAGAGUUUGUUCGUCGGUCACUUUGACUACAAGUACCUGCGAUUCCAGGCCAUUGAUACCCCCGGAAUUCUCGACCACCCUCUGGAAGAGAUGAACACCAUUGAAAUGCAGUCCAUUACUGCCAUUGCCCACUUGCGGUCCGCCAUCAUGUACUUUAUGGACCUAUCGGAGCAGUGCGGUUACUCCGUCCCCGACCAGAUCAAGUUGUUCAACAGUAUCCGACCUUUGUUCGCCAACAAGAUCGUGUUUCUUGUUGUGAACAAGAUUGAUGUGCGUCGUCCCGAGGACUUGGAGCCCGAAUACCAGCAGGAGCUUGAGGCCAUCCUGAAGUCGGGCGAUGUGGAGAUGUUGCAGCUGUCCUGCACCACCACUGAGGGUGUGACAGGUGUGAAGAACGCAGCCUGCGACAAGCUCCUGGCCGAGCGUGUGGCUCAGAAGCUCAAGUCCGGAUCCAGCAAUGCCGGUACUCCUGGUGGACGUCUGGGCGAUGUUCUUGCCCGUAUCCACGUUGCACAGCCCAUGGGCGGUGUGCGCGAGGCCUUUAUCCCUGAUGCUGUGAAGGGACUGACGAAAUACGACAAGAACGACCCCAACCGGAGGAUGUUGGAGCGGGACAUCGAGGAGGAGAACGGUGGAGCUGGUGUCUACAACAUCGACCUCAAGAAGAACUACGAUCUGGCCGACGACGAGUGGAAGCACGACAAGAUCCCCGAAGUGUGGAACGGAAAGAACAUUUACGAUUUUGUGGACCCGGAUAUCGAGUCCAAGCUGGCCACUCUGGAAGAAGAGGAGGAGAAGCUCCAGGACGAUGGAUACUACGACUCGGACGACAGUGUGGAGGAUGCCGAAGACGCCGACACCCGUAUGAAGGCGGACCUGAUCCGCGAGAAGCGGGCUUUGAUGCGCAACGAAGCCAAGAUGCGCAAGUCGCUCAAGAACCGCGCGCAGAUUCCUCGCAGCGCCAAGGCCAAGAAGCUGUCCCAGAUGGAGGAUGCUCUGCACGAGGCUGGCUACGACGUCGAUGCUGCCUCGGCCCGUGCUCGCUCGCAGAGCCAGGCCCGUGGCCGUCCAACAACCCGCGAUGUCGACAUGGACGAUGCCAUGGACGUGGACCCAUCAGACCCUCGCCAGGCUAUUGCCAAGGCCAAGGGACGUGCACGCAGCCAGGCUGCUACCGAUCGUCGCAACGACGGUGUGACAGACGCAGCGGCCCGCGACAAGGCGGAGCGCCUGGCCAAGCUGGGACAGAAGAAGAUGAACCGCAUGGCCAGAGCGGGAGAGGCCGAUCGACACACGACUGCAUCCCUUCCCAAGCAUUUGUUUGCCGGAAAACGUACUAUCGGCAAGACGCAGCGCCGUUAAGGAAUUCGUUGACUCUGCUGACGAUGAGACGAAGUCCGUUUCUAAUAUUCUAUAUUGGUCUUGGGACCGGGUGUCAAAAAAGGCGUUGGGAGUAGUUGUUCAGUUUUUGGCCGUGUUUGAUGAAGUGUUUUUCAUGGAUUACUCCGUAAAAUACCAAUCGAUUUACAUUACUACCUACAUAGGUAUAGAGCUGUCUUGAAAUAUAUGCAGAUGACUUUGGAAGAGCACAUAUUAUGCAUCGGCUUUUGAAUAUGAGGAAUUAGAUUUGUGUCGUCAUUCUACAUCUUGAAUAGUUGAACUGGUUGGGCGCUUCAUCUAGGUAGGGUUACCUUUACCCCUGCCGCCCUGGAUGCAACUAUCCAACCAACCACCACAAAAGCCACAAACACCAUAGCUACCUAAAUAAUAACCAAUUCAAGGCAAACUCCAAGAAAUACCAAAAAGUAAAAAGUAGGAAGAAAAAAACCAAUUCAUCACCGCUC